Molecule: messenger RNA, 3245 nt
Organism: Larimichthys crocea (large yellow croaker)
Lineage: Eukaryota; Metazoa; Chordata; Actinopteri; Sciaenidae
Gene: mrps27
Product: mitochondrial ribosomal protein S27
Exons: 11
Coding region: 33-1292 (419 amino acids)
Cellular component (GO): mitochondrion
Molecular function (GO): protein binding
Source: RefSeq, a predicted model, not a curated record
AGGAGGAAGAAGAAGGAACACCCCUCCCCUGGAUGAAAUGGUAUCACCCAAAGAUGGCAGCCUCCGUGUGGACGCGGUGUGUGACAGCAGCAGUCAAAGUUAAAUGUUUCUCUCCGUCUCUCUCUGCCAGGAGGUGGCUGCUCUCAGCAGCUUACACAGACACCAAACUGUGGGAGGCCAGAGAGAAAGAUCCUCAAAACCUGGCUGUACUGGCCAACACUAUGGACAGGACGUAUGACAGGAAUCUUCCAGUUAGCUCUCUGACUGUAUCACGGUUUGUUGACAACAUUUCAUCUCGAGAGGAAGUCGAUCAAGCGGAGUACUACCUUUACAAGUUUCGUCACAGUCCAAACUGUUGGUACCUGAGAGACUGGACCAUUCACAGCUGGAUCAGACAGUGUCUGAAAUAUGGAGCCAGGGAAAAGGCCCUGCACACACUGAAAAACAAGGUCCAGUAUGGGAUAUUCCCAGAUGACUUCACCUUCAAUCUUCUCAUAGAUUCUUACAUUAAGGAUGGAGAUUUCAAAAGUUCGUGCUCUGUGGUUGAAGAAGUGAUGCUUCAGGAGGCCUUCGACCUUCCUUCCACACAGAUCCUGUCCCUGUACGCACUGGGCAGUUACCUAGCAACCAGACCACAACUCACUGUGGCGGAAGAGCGAGGUUUGGGAGCAUCACUGCUUUUGUGUGGACUGAAACAAGACAACACUGUUGGCCUCAGCGCUCAGCUUCUUGGCAAUGCACUCCUCGGAAAGGUAGAGAUGUUAAAGGGCAUACAUGCGGUGUUCAAAGGAAUGCCUCUCUUCUGGGGUCGUGGCUAUCUGGGCCGAGCGCUGGCUGUAAUGGAGAAGGCUGCUUCUUGUGAUGUGAAACUGUCCAAAGACACACUGGACUACAUGAAUGACCUGCUGCAGGAGCUGUCUUCUACCUCAGACUCGGACUCUGGAGAGGAGUCGAGAGGUGAAGAGGACAAGAAAGAAAACACCGUAGAUGAAGAUGAUCAGGCUGAGCAGGCUAAGCUACCUGAGUAUGCCAGCAGAUUCAAGGAACUGAGCAGCCAGCUGGAGUCUCAAGGCAAAGUGGACUCUGCCUCCUUCCAGGCUUUAGUGACCGCUCUGGCCCAGCAAAACCUUGUGGCCGUGGAGAAACCCGACUUGGAGCAGUAUAAAAGUCGGGUACAGGCCUGGGAGUCUGAGAAGAGGCAGCUCAUCCAGAGAGAGAAAGAGAUGAGGGAGAAGGCCGAGCAGGAAAAACAAGAGCGGUUAGCUGCCAAGGCUGCGGCCCAGCAGGCGUAGAGGCUCAAGGAUGGAGUUGAAUCAAGAUCACUGAACUGUCCAAGAAGUAUGUACAUUAAAAUGUGUACACUUAGGAGAUAAUAGGAGUUUGUGAACAUGUCUUUUGUAUAUGUUAAUUAUUGUGCACUUAUGUGAUAAAUAUUGCUCUGUCAUAGAUUAGGGCAAAUAUAAAUAUAUUGUCAAAACAAAAUUUGAUUCUUAUUUUCCUUUGUAUCAGAAAUUGUGUAUUUAUUCUUCUGUUGUGGACUAUGGGAUGAUGUCAUUAUUGUGGUGUAGGCACACAUCAAUUGUUAGGCCUGGUGGUCAGGUGACCUCAUGUAAUCAAAAAGAAGGGAAAGCUGGAGAGAGAUCACAUCCUCCCACUCCUUUUCCUCUGUGCCUGCUGUUGUCUGGCCGUGUCUGCGUGUUUGUCUGUCAAAAGCAUCUUUAGUUUUCUCGCGGUGGAUUAGAUGGAAGAAGUUGCUGAUAGCCAGUCUAGAAAAAAACAUUCUCUCCAUGGAAAGGAAUCCAUUUAUGACUCGAAACCUUUCUGUUUGCAAAGGAAAAUCUAUAUUAUACUGUAUAAAUCCUGAUAUCUGUAACAACUGGCACAAAGUACACUUUCACACGGUUGUUAAAAAGUCGAAAUAUCAACAUGAGAGUGCGGCAUCGGUUAAUGCAGCCCACACUAAAUGUCAGAAAGGCUAAAUCCUGGUUUGUUUUGGCUGCACAGAAAGAUAAGAUAAUAGAUCUUUGGAGAAGAAAAUGUUGUUGUCGUCGAGCAUAUAAUGCAUUCAUUCCACAUUAUGUUGCAGCUAUUCAGUAUUCAGAGCAUGAUCUUGGGAAAGUGCCUGGUAUGUGGUCCAGGAUGAAUGAGCGACACAAAAUGCUUAAAACAAGAACCAUUGUGAAUCUAAGACUCCUUACUGACUGCUGAGAGCAGCUCUUCACCCAGUCACUGUUUUCUGAUACAUGCAUUAGAAAUACAAUUAUGUUGCUAAAAAAAUAUCUUCUGGAGGUGUCGAUGCUACAAACCUACUGAAAUUCAGUCUGUAAGUUUUUUUUUGUUUGUUUGUUUUACAGGAUAUUUGAAACAAAUCAAAUCAAAACUCCACUCGGUGCAACAUAACAUAUGACCCACUUAGAUUAAAAAGGUAAUAUAUAACACAUCUGACCUGACACUGGAUUAAAAUGCUGUUUAAUAACAAUGCAGAAUGGAAAGUUUUUAAAUUGCAUUUCACAAAACCUUAAUUACACAUAGCCAAAUAUCAGCUGGCAACAUCACUGCAUUGUGUAUGUAGUAUAUUUGUUGAGGUAUAUUUACGGCUGUGGAUUGAUUUGAUCUAGUGAGUACUGUAUUUACAGCAGCAAACUAAACUUCAGCAUCUAUGUUCAUGGAUGAACACAUUUUGUACUAUUGCACCAAGGAAUACUCCAUCUCAGGCACACAAACAUACUCAACAGUAGGGUAAAUGAAUUGUAAGACACAGGCUUUUCAUGGGUUUUAUUGACAGUAAUACAAAUGUAGUAUAUUAACAACUCUUUUUUUUCCUUGUUUUAUUGCCCAUGGCUUAUGGCAGCAAAAAGACAAUAUUGAUGUAUUGAUUUUUCCACUUUCCUGUAGUGUUGAAAAAAAAACCUCAAAUAUAAGCUAAUAUAAUCUCAGGUCCUAUCAAUGGGCCUAUUAGUUACUCAGUGAGCGGGAGAUUGGUCAGACCCCAGAGACACAAACACAUGCAGCUACUUUUCUUGCUGUGUCAGUAAAGUGUUAGGUUGAACCUCUGGAUAAUGCUACAUAUGUAUUUCUAAAUGUAUUCAUGAUAAAGAAAAGUACAACUUUCUUUUCUGUCUGUCUGAGCAAAACCUCAGGCCAUUAUUUAGUGUAAUGCUUAUCUCUCACCGAUAAAGCCUGAGUUGUGUUAAAGCUGUAGACAAUGAAUUAACUGUUCUGCAAUAAAAAUGGGUCAUCCAUCA